Molecule: messenger RNA, 2810 nt
Organism: Melanotaenia boesemani (Boeseman's rainbowfish)
Lineage: Eukaryota; Metazoa; Chordata; Actinopteri; Atheriniformes; Melanotaeniidae
Gene: dytn
Product: dystrotelin
Exons: 14
Coding region: 657-2465 (602 amino acids)
Biological process (GO): synaptic signaling
Cellular component (GO): plasma membrane
Molecular function (GO): zinc ion binding
Source: RefSeq, a predicted model, not a curated record
UUUAAUCUUGCUGGACCUGACAGGAGGGGACAGAAAAAAGGAGAAUAGUGAACAGAAGGAAAAAGGAAAGUAGAACGAAGAGAAAAGAUCCGGUAGAUAGAAACAACGAGCUUCAAUCCAUCCUAACACCAGACAACCAGCUGCUACACCUGUACAGAAACACAAGAGAGAAUUUCCUACAGCUUUUACAGGUAAACUAAGCCAACAAUCAUCAGGAACCGCCAGGUGUAGGGGUGUCAGGCUAGUCUUGCAGCCAACCAGGACGUGCUGAAGAUUUGCUGGAGAUAGAAAACGAGGGCGUGUAGGGUCAUCUCCACACACUGUGGCUACUGGGAGACAGCAGGACAUCAUAGGUGGUAAAAGGAAGCUGGUUUGAAGCUUUGAAUAGAAUAGAAUAAAAGCCCUUCAAUGUCAGACAGCUCCCUCCAAGAGUUUCCUCUUCUCAACCCCCUCCCAGCUCAUCCGGACCAGCAGAACUAAUCCCGAUCGGCAGGAUCGAUCUGUAGCGACAGGACAGAGCUAAGAACAGUUUUUAUGUGGUUCAACCAACACCAGACCCAGAAAAGUCCUUCUUAAACCAUCUCUCCUUCGGAUCUUUGGAGAGCAAAGAACUCACCAGAUGUUCUGUUUGUUUCCAGGAGAACCAGGAACUCCUCAUGGAUGUGGAAAGCAUCGAGGCCAUGAAUGAAAUCCGCCCGUCGGUCUACAGAGCCGCCAUGAAGCUGCUGUCUCUUCAGAGACUCUGUCACAUGGACAAUGUGCUCAUUAGACACAUCAUGGGUGCCUUCCAUGCAGUGGGCGGGACUAAGCUGCAGGAUGUUGGGAUGAACAGGGAGGAAGUGACCCACAUUCUCAACAGGAUGUUCCACAGAGCAUCACAGGAAGUUCCGGGUCAUGUGACAAUGGCAGCUCCAGAGGAAGCGUGCAGUGUCAUAAUGAGGCUGUUUAACAAUCGCCAGACUGGGUCUGUAUCGGCUUGCUGCCUUCAGACAGUCCUGAUCGCUCUCUCUGCAGACAACCUGAUGGACAAGUACACAAGUCUGCUGAGUGUUUCAGGGACUGGUUCAGGAUCUAUCAGCAGAUGUGAACUCAGAUCUCUGCUACAGGACCUCAGCCAGCUUCCUGCAGCGGUUCACGAGGAAGGAGUGUUUGGUGGCGUGGAGGCAGCAGUGAGGUCGUGUUUUAACGGGGUGUUGACCCCGACAGCGAAAGAGGAACACGUGUUGAAGUGGCUGCAGGGUGGGCCCCGCCUGUUGCUGUGGUUACCUACUCUGUACCGGCUGUCUGUCAGUCAGAAGGUCAGUCACGCUGUCCGCUGCCACACCUGUAAGACCUUCCCAAUCACUGGACUCAGGUAUCGAUGUAUGAAGUGUGUGAACAUCCACAUAUGUCAGAGCUGCUUCCUGACCAACCGACAGACCAGGAAACACAAGAACCACCAUCCAGUCCUGGAGUUCUGCACUCAGCCCACCUGGAGAGAGUCUCUGUCUUCAUUAGUGCAAAGUGCACGUCAUGCCCUGUUACCACAGCGCACACGCACACAGAGUGAAGCUGAUAGGAGGAGAGUCCUGAUAUGGGCGGAGCCAGGAGAGACCCAGGACAGAGCACCGCCCCCCUCUGAUGUCUCAACAAAAUUAGCUGCCAGUACCUCUUCUGACAUAAACGUUUCCCAUGAUGCCUUGCUGUGUGCUCCUCCUCCUCCUCCUCCCAGCUCAUCGUCAUCUAAAGUUCCUCAGGUAGUAGAGGAGCCGCAGGAUCAGCAGGCGGCGCUGCUGGCUGAAGUCAGGAACCUGCAGAGAGACAAGUGGCUGUUAGAGCAGCAGGUGCAAGCCUGGCGGCUCACUGUCCAAUCAGAGCAUGGCGUUCUGGAGGACAGGUGUUCAGAGAUGGAGGUUACCAUGAAAACACUGAGACAGCACAACGUCCAGUUGCAGGGCAUGCUCACACAGGCUUUGAGCAAGAUGGAGGCUCAACAAGACGCCAGGGACUCCCUACGCAGCUUCAACUCAGAAAACUCGGAAACCUCUGACUCCGAGAGAAACCCACAGGAAGAGGAGGAAAAGGAGGGAGAAGAGGGAGAGGAAAGAGAAGAAGGAGAGGAGUUGAUGAAGGAAAAGCAUGAAUGGAAGAAAAAUGAAACUCCAUCUCCCACAAUCCACUGGGACUCAACUAUGUCACAUGAUGAGUCUCCAGAGGUGUGUCAAUAUCAGCCAAGUGGACAACAGAAUGGGCCUGAGGAGGGGCGACAGGAGGAAGACCCCUGUCCAUCUGGAGGGGAGGAUUGUGGGAAGUGUAGUCCAGAAGACCUGCUUCAGGAGACUGUGGACAGACUGAAGACUGAAAUGGAGACUGGCAGAUGGACAGAGAGACAGACAGGUGAAAUGAAGAGGGAGGAGCUUCUGGAGGCAGCAGAGCAGGUUGGAGACAGGAUACACCACCUGGUGGACGCUGCGAGGACAGACUGAGGACGUAGGACACGGAGUCACCACCUGGUUGACGCUGCGAGGACAGACUGAGGACGUAGGACACGGAGUCACCACCUGGUUGACGCUGCGAGGACAGACUGAGGACGUAGGACACGGAGUCACCACCUGGUUGAAGCUGCGAGGACAGACUGAGGACGUAGGACACGGAGUCACCACCUGGUUGAAGCUGCGAGGACAGACUGAAGACGUAGGACACGGAGUCACCACCUGGUUGACGCUGCGAGGACAGACUGAGGACGUAGGACACGGAGUCACCACCUGGUGGACGCUGCGAGGACAGACUGAGGAGACGACUCGAGUUCAGAUUAGAAAACUGUUUAUUCG